GCACGACGCGAAUCACGCACGGUCACGCCGCACGAUGGGGAUCUUCACCGCCCCCGAGACCCCCGGGGAGAUGUUCAUCCGCUUCGACACGGACAAGAGCGGAACCCUGGAGGUGGACGAGGUGAAAUUCGGUCUCGCGGAGAUGGGGGCGCUUCGCAAGACGACCGCGGGCGAGGCCGCGACGAUCUGCCGCGAGGCGUUCGCGGACAAACCCGAGGGCUCCGGUCUGGACAUGGACGAGUUCAAGCUCCUUCUCGCGAAAGUGGAGAUGAUCGGGGGCACCCCGGGGAAGAAGAAGAAGGAAGCGAUCAAAGAGGUCGAGGUGCCGUACGGGUACAAAUCCUGGGACGGCUCGCUUCCGACCAAGUCCGCCUUCAUGGGAUUCGCCGGCAGCAACGGCUCGCUGUCGUUGGACGAGUGGAACGAGAUGAUGACCGCGAGCAAACUGGUGGACGACGUCGUGGACGAGAUGACGACCGGCAUCAUAUUCGCCCGGGCGUGCAAGAAGGGCAAGCGGAUGUUGAAUUGGAAAGACGGGACGUUUCUCAACGCCCUCGCCGCGCUCGCGACGGAACACAAGGUCGGGUGGGCCUCCGUCGCCGAUCGCGUCGCGGACUCCGCGCCGUUAGGGUCCCCCGAGCUCAAGUCAAAAUCGAGAGACACCGAGGCGGCGAAGAUGCGCGAACAGAGGAGACAAGAGGCGUUGGACGCGAAACUGAUGGAGGCGUUCAGUCGUUACGACGUCGACGGCAACGGGACGCUGGAUCUCCAGGAGAUGGGCGCCGCGCUCGCGGACAUGGGCGCGAUGCAGAACGUGGACGUGCGCUCUGUUCGUAACUUGUUCAAAGAGUUCGACGCGGACGAGAGCGGGGACAUCGACUUUGGCGAGUUCAAAUCUCUUUGCGGCAGGGUGGAGGAGAUCAAGAAGAAACGCGCGAAAGCCGCGGCAGAGAGCGGCGGCGACGUCGGCGACGCGACGGUUCCCCCCGGGUUCGCGUCCACGCCGUUCGCGAUCGCGCUCAAGAAGACGUUCGACUCGUUCGUGGAGGCGGAUCAGACCGGGGUCGCGUCCGCGGCGUGGGCGGAGCUCCUGAAAGAGACCCGGGUGUUGUUCAAACGCGACCGCACGUUUGACGAGGAGGGCGCGGAGCUGAUCUUCAACAAGGCUUUCGGUCCCACGUUCCACGACACGGUGAAGACGCUGAAGUGGGACGACGGCACGUUCUUCAGCGCCGUCGCCGCCGUCGCGACGGAGCUGAAGGUGACGUUUGACCUCGUCGCCGGGAAGAUCGCGCGGUACGGCCCCUUCCGCGCCGCGCGGUCGGGCGGCGGAUACGAAUGCGUCGCCCUCGUCUCCGGCGGGAAAGACAGCGUCUUCGCCGCGAUGAUGGCGCAGUCGCACGGGCACCGGAUCGUCGCGAUGGCGAAUCUGUACCCCGCGAAUAACGGCGUCGAGGAGCUCGACUCGCACUGCUUCCAGACCGUCGGGCAUCGCUGCGUCGCUUCGUACGGCGCGCUCACGGGGCUGCCGUUGUUUCGAAGGAAAAUCCGCGGCGCGUCCGUGAACACGGACAUGGCGUACGACGUCCACGGCGCCGUGGACGGGGGCGUCGACGAGGUCGAGGACCUCCGCGCGUUGCUCGCGGGGGUCGUGAGGGCGAUGCCGAACGUCAAGGCGGUCUGCUCCGGCGCAAUCUUGAGCGAUUACCAGCGCCUGCGCAUGGAAGCCGUCUGCGCGGAUCUCGGUCUCGUGUCGCUGUCGUACCUUUGGCGGCAGCCGCAGUCGUCCCUCCUCGAGCGGAUGUGCGACUCGAACGUCGAAGCCGUGCUCAUCAAGACCGCGGCGAUGGGUCUGCAGCCGACGCGCGACCUCGGAAAGACGAUCAAAGAGAUGCUGCCGACGCUGUACGAGAUCGAGAAGAAGUACGGCUCGCACUGCGCGGGCGAAGGCGGCGAGUUCGAGACGCUCGCGCUCGAUUGCCCGUUGUUCACGCGCGGGCGGCUGCACAUCGCGCCGAACGAGCAGAGCUUGCUGACGAGCGCGCCGGAGGUCAUCAUCACGUCGGAGGAUACGCUCGCGCCCGCGGGGCACCUCGCGAUCGUGCAGCACGCCGUCGAGGUAAAGCAGGGGAUGGACUGGAUGGUGGAAGGUAAGGUUGUCGAGGUUGACACCGACGCGCCGCCGCCGCGAAGAGUCGGCGUGAGCCACGAAGAAGCCGCCGUCGCCGCGGCCGCCGCGGACGUCUUGCUCAGCGAGGUGGACGUGCGCGAGACCUGGGGCAUCACGAAUCGCUCGAUAUCCGCGCGCGUCGUGGUGAUGAACGAAGAAGCGAGAAACACCCCGGCGGCGGCGGCGGCGAGCGCGGAGGCCUUACUUCUCGCCGUCCAAACGCGGCUGCGGAGGUGCAAGGAAAGACUCGACUGGUCCGCGGUCGCGUUCGUGCACUUAUACGUGAACAACAUGGACUACUUCUCGAGCGUGAACGCGGCGUACGCGCGCGUCGUGCCCUCGUGCAAACCCCCCGCGAGGGCGUGCGUGGAGCUCCCGCUCCCCGAGGGCGUCGUCGUCGCGUUGGACGUCCACGUCUCCGUCGCGGACCCCGCGCCGUCGAGGUCGCUGCACGUGCAAGGCAUCUCGUGCUGGGCGCCGCCGUGCAUCGGGCCGUACGGUCAGGCUGUAUCCGCGCACGGUCUCACGUACCUCGCCGGAUGCAUCGGGAUGGAGCCCGCGACGUUGAACGUCGUCGACGCCGCGUCGGAGGCGCGGCGGUCGUGGCGGACCGCCGCCGCCGUCGCGCGCGUGAUGGGGUCGCCGCUGUGGCGCGAUUGCCUCUGCACCACGGUGUACGUCUCCGUGGUCGGCGGCGACGACGCGAUGACGUCCACGAUGCGGGCGUUCGAGGAGGUAUUAGCCGGCGCGAAGUGGCAGGACGACGUCGACGUGCCGGGGGGGGAUUUGCACGUCGCCGCGGGCGUGCCGGCGGGGAGGCGACGCGACGACUCGAGCGCGGACGACGAGGAAGGCGACGACGGACGCGGCGAUGUGCGCGGCGGCGAUGAAGGAGAAGACGAUCACGAAGAAGUCGCGUCCGCGUCCAAGGCUGUCGGCGGCGACGGCAGCGCCGCCGCCGCCGCGUCGUCGUGGCCGUGGGAGUGGCGGCCGCUCGUCACCGCGGUCGUCGUCCCGAAACUCCCGAAGGACGCGUCGUGCGAGGUGCAGCCCGUGUUACUCGACGGCGACGGUCCGAACUUCUCGACGAGGUACCAGAAACUCGUGGACCCGUGGGACGGCGACGUCGACCAAUCCCGCGCGGAGAUCGUGAUGGAGUCGCACGACGUCGGGUUCUGCCGCUGCGUCUCGCUGUCGCGCGAGGGCCGGUUCUGCCGCGCGACGGCGGCGACGCCGUCCGACGCGGACGCCACGAUCGCGCUCAAGUCCAUCGUCAUGUGCGUCGCGAUCGCCCUGGACGAGGUCGAGGACGUCAGAUGGCGCCACGUGUGCAUGAUCAAGUGCUACGCCACGACGGAGUGGCUGGAGGCGUUCGGCGAGCGCGAGGACCGCGACGGGGCGGCGGCGUUGGCGGACGCGCUCGACGCGUUGAUCAGGAACAGCGCGCUGAGUUACGGGAAAGGCGUGAACCCGUUCGGGGUUCGGGUCGUCGUCGUUCCCGUCGUGCGCGCGAGCUUCGAUUCCGUGACGGACGCGGGGAUGGUCCUCGAGCUCUCCGCGAUCGUCGGCGGCGGGGAUCUGUAG
Molecule: messenger RNA, 3754 nt
Organism: Micromonas pusilla CCMP1545
Lineage: Eukaryota; Viridiplantae; Chlorophyta; Mamiellophyceae; Mamiellales; Mamiellaceae
Exons: 1
Coding region: 35-3754 (1239 amino acids)
Biological process (GO): protein histidyl modification to diphthamide
Molecular function (GO): calcium ion binding; diphthine-ammonia ligase activity
Source: RefSeq, a predicted model, not a curated record